Molecule: messenger RNA, 1116 nt
Organism: Exophiala bonariae
Lineage: Eukaryota; Fungi; Ascomycota; Eurotiomycetes; Chaetothyriales; Herpotrichiellaceae
Exons: 3
Coding region: 1-1116 (371 amino acids)
Source: RefSeq, a predicted model, not a curated record
AUGCUCGCACAGUCAGAAAGGUCAGAGGAGCCUGUCUACAAAAAUGUGGUAGAGUCGACUGCACCUAUUUUCUUUCUCGGCACUCCACACCGUGGGUCCAAAGACCUGGCAGGGGCUGCAGAGGUAACUCGCAAAGUCCUGGCUGCGUGUGGUAUAGAUUCCAAUCCCAAGAUACUUGCUUCGUUAGGUCUGCAGAACUCCGACCUUGAGCGAUGCCAGGAAUCCUUCUCAAAGACCUGGGGAUCGUAUGAUUUCCGGGUCAAGACGUUUCAAGAGACCUUGGCAAUGACUGGUAUCAAUUUGGGUCUGCUGAAUGAACUGCUUGUUCCGGACUACUCUUCAGAGCUCGGUGACGCUCGAGAAAACGCAGAAACUUUAGAUGCAAAUCGUUCAAAUCUCUGUCGUUUCACUCACCGUGGUGAUCCAAACUACGCCAAAGUCGGAGGUGAACUUCUGAUAUUGUACAACCCGCUGAUUGCGCAGGCCACAAUAUUGCAGAACUCCUCGGCGCUGUCAAGCCAUGAUGCCCUUGGCAAGUCUACCGUGAUUAAAAGCGCUUUUCGACUCGCAAAACUGCAAAAAACCACCAAGACACUGCGUGUCGCGGGAUUCUUCUUUCACGCCAGUGGAAAGCAGUCCCAACAAACACCCCUGACUCUAUUUCGAUCACUGCUAUAUCAACUGCUCCCUCGAUUCCCAGAAAGCCUUCAGGAUUUCCUAAUGCUUUACAAAGAGAAACGUAAAGGCCAAGGCAAGAAAGUAGACUGGCAGGAAGAGGAACUCAAGAACGUUCUCGAAACAAUGCUGACAAAACCUCAGGAAGGUGCUACUGUGAUUUUUAUUGAUGCUCUGAACGAAUGUGAGCACGGCAACUGGCGGGAGCUGGCUUACUUUUUUCGGACUGUUACAGAUUGCGCCUAUGGAAGAGAUGUAAGUCUGAACGUGUGCCUUUCUAGCAGAAAAUAUCCAGCAAUUACUCUCCAUCAAUGCCCCGAAAUUGCCGUCGAAGAUUGCAACACACACGAUAUAGAGCUCUAUGUGCAACAAAAGCUUGCCGUCGCUGCCGCAGGUGACGAACAGGGCUGGGAAGCACUACAGGCCACAAUACUCGAGUGA